UAAACUAUGCGUGAACAGUCGCCAGCCUGCUCGCUCGUGCUGCGUAAGGUGUUGUCACGUAAGACCUGACGGAUAUAUAUAUAUAUACAUUUAUUUAUACGUUCGAUCUCGUGUCGACGAGAAAUUAGAAGACGGCGCAAUAUUUUGACCACGAAUCGUGACGUAACAAGAUCUGCGCUCGCAUCUAAAAGCGGUUAGAGGGUGUUGCAGCAGCGAGGACUCGGUCGCUACCGGCGAUACACACUGCAGUGACGACGCACGUGGUCGACAAAAGCAGCGUAUAGUCGGACUGCCGGCUGUGGCACAGCCGCGCACGCACGCGGGGUUGUUGUUGUAAAUAGCUGUGGGUGAGUGGACUGCGUGCAGCGCGCACACACACACACGCCAUGGCCGUCACCGUGCUGGUACGACAGUUGACUGUCGUCUGUCUCUUGCUGACGUCACUCGCCGCACUGGCGUCCGGUGAAUCGUUCUUCCUGUCACGUGAUCACACCGACCGAUUGCGAUACAUGCGUACACAGAAUCGAAACCAAGUCGCCACCGAACUGGAUGCCGCGGCGAUGCUAGAGAAGUACGGCUACCUGCGCUGCAAGAUGCAGCGGCGUAGGCGGCGCGACGUCUACGCGCUCGACAACCUCUGGGAGAUGCUGCCGACGGCACCCGACAGCCGACGUCCGGACGCGUGCGGCGAGGCGGCUAUUCGCGAGGCGGUGCGAGAGUACCAGAAGACGUACAAGCUGCCGCAGACGGGCGUUGUCGACGAGGCGACGAAAACGAUGAUGAGCGAGACGCGAUGCGGAAACCGCGACGACGAGCAGAAGCUGCAGCCGACAGAGAACGCGACGCUCGCAGCGGCGGCCGACAGCAACUCACGGCAUUUCGUGCAGAAGCGCGCCGCGGCGCGGCACGGUCCGUCGAAACUCAGAAGCCUGCUCAUACCGCAGCUGAGGACGUCCGAUGCCGAGGUGACGCUGCGACGACGUCGCUGGGCCGACGAGCACAUGCGCGAGCUCGAGAGUGGCGCGCACGACGAGCGGGCGCGUCGCUCGCUAGAGCGCGUGCGCGAGCUGCGGAGAACCCGGAGAAAACGGUCGGCGGUGCUCGGUAUGGACACGGGAGACGCGUUCAACCGACGCAUCGUCACGUGGCGGCUCGUCGACACCGGCUACAGCACACAGAUGACCAUCAACAAGCAGCGCACGGCGCUCGGUCUCGCCUUCCGCAUGUGGAGCGAGGUGAUACCCGUCGUGUUCAUGGAGGACAAGCAGAGUCCGAUCGACGAGGUCGAUAUUAAGCUUGCCUUCGGAAAAGGCGAGCAUCUCAACUGCCCGAAUAAGUUCGAUGGUUACGGCGGACAGCUGUCGCACGCGUGGCGACAGGGCGACAUACAUCUGGAUGACGACGAGUAUUUCACCGUCGGCAGCAACCAAGGCACCAACCUGCUGAAGGUAGCCGUCCACGAGAUCGGUCACGUGCUCGGGUUGGCGCACACCAGUCGCAACUACUCGAUAAUGUACGCUAUCUAUCAGAAGUUGAUACCCAACGCCAAUUUCGAACUGGGAUGGGAAGAUCGCAAGGAGGUUCAAGCUUUAUACGGUGUAUGCAGCGGAAAAUUCGAUACGGUGUUCGAUUGGAUCAGACGAAGACCCGACGGCCAGUUCAUCUACAACACUUACAUGUUUCGCAAUAAUCGAUAUUGGAUGUACGAGAAUCGAUACAAUCGCACACGGUACGGUGAUCCUCUGAAGAUUGAACCCGAAUGGAAAGGAUUGGAGAGUAACAUCGAUGGAUACGCGCAUGUCUGGACGUACACGGAGAAUACAGUGUACUUCUUUAAAGGUCAUCAGUAUUGGAAAUACGACAGCGAGAAUGACAAGGUGUUCGAGAAGUAUCCUCGCAAUAUUUCCGAAGAUUUUCGAGCGCCUCCCGGUUCGAAUUCGCCAAGCAUCCCAAACAAUAUAGAUACUGUGUUCUUCGACAGGCGGGAUGGAAACCUGUAUUUCUUCAAAGGCGACAAGGUGUAUGGAUACGAGGUGGCGAAGGGACAUGAGGGCAGCUGCCUCCCCGGAUUUCCGAAGAUGAUUCGCGACGAGUAUCCACCGAGUCCUGGCUCGAAGCCUCUUCCCAAUCACCCGGACGCCGUCUACUACUCCUAUACGGACACGGCCAUGUACAUCCUGAAGAACAACGAGUUCUGGAUCAACGAGGCAUUCCACCCGCUCGACCGACUACGAACGAAUAGCGUCAAGGGCCCCUUCCCGAUGUCGAAGAAGUGGUACGACAUCUGUGACGUCGACAGCGAGCUGUGAAACGUCAUCAACAUGGCUGACGGCGCUUCGCUGCCCUGGCCAAUAAUAUUAACGUGGACGCUUUCGCGCACAUCCGCUUGACGAACAAUUGCUCAACGCUUGGUGCGCUCUUCAGUUCGUGCGCGCUAGACUUAUAUCGACAUACGACGACGGCGAAGCGGGACACACACACACACACACACACACACACACACACACACACACACACACA
Priapulus caudatus is the source of this 2520-nucleotide messenger RNA. RefSeq names its product matrix metalloproteinase-21-like. The coding region runs from base 387 to 2309 and encodes 640 amino acids. The transcript is spliced from 7 exons. Gene Ontology annotation, biological process: proteolysis; extracellular matrix organization; collagen catabolic process. The record is from RefSeq and is a predicted model, not a curated record. Gene Ontology annotation, molecular function: zinc ion binding; metalloendopeptidase activity. NCBI's taxonomy places the organism in Eukaryota, Metazoa, Priapulida, Priapulimorpha, Priapulimorphida, Priapulidae. Gene Ontology annotation, cellular component: extracellular matrix.